This is a messenger RNA of Emys orbicularis (European pond turtle), 947 nucleotides long. It is a transcript of the gene GMFB, whose product is annotated as glia maturation factor beta. The coding region runs from base 58 to 486 and encodes 142 amino acids. Gene Ontology annotation, molecular function: Arp2/3 complex binding; actin binding. Gene Ontology annotation, biological process: negative regulation of Arp2/3 complex-mediated actin nucleation; actin filament debranching. The transcript has 7 exons. Gene Ontology annotation, cellular component: actin cortical patch. Lineage: Eukaryota; Metazoa; Chordata; Testudines; Emydidae. The record is from RefSeq and is a predicted model, not a curated record.
GUCGGCGGCGCUUUCGUUCUUAAAGUGCGAGCGGAAGGGGCCGGCGGCUGCUGCAAAAUGAGUGAAUCUCUGGUGGUUUGUGAUGUUGCUGAAGAUCUGGUGGAAAAGUUGAGAAAAUUCCGGUUUCGCAAAGAAACUAACAAUGCUGCCAUUAUAAUGAAGAUUGACAAGGAUAAGCAGCUGGUGGUACUGGAUGAGGAGCAUGAGGGCAUUUCCCCUGAUGAACUAAAAGAUGAGCUGCCUGAGAGACAACCUCGAUUCAUUGUGUAUAGUUACAAGUAUCAGCAUGAUGAUGGAAGAGUUUCUUAUCCAUUGUGCUUUAUCUUCUCCAGUCCAGUCGGAUGCAAGCCUGAACAACAGAUGAUGUACGCUGGGAGCAAGAAUAAGCUGGUACAAACAGCGGAACUCACUAAGGUAUUUGAAAUAAGAAAUACAGAAGACCUAACUGAAGAAUGGCUGCGUGAGAAACUGGGCUACUUCCAUUAAGAGAACCUCUGUAUUAAGUAUUUAUAUACCAUCCUGACAAUACUGGAACCAGACACGAAUACUUACGCCUAAAAAUGCACUAUAUUUACAGCAGUUUCCUGCAGUAUAUUUCUUGUACAAAGUUUGGGGAAGGAGAGGAAGAUUAGUCUCCGUGAAGUAAAACUUUGCAAAGUGUUUCCUUGUGUAGAACUCUAAAAGGAAGCACUUCUCUGCAGGGAUUCUCUUUGUGCACUCUUGUGACUAAUAUUUCUAUAAUUACUACAGUUCAGUUCAGAAACUGUUAACUAUUUACAAACAUUUGGAAGCUGACACUAACUUUUCAUGAGCUGCAAAUGCAUCCUUUUGACAGAUCCUGUAUACUAGCAGUUUGUAUGUUAAAAUAGCAUACGGCCACUUGUUAAAAUUGAGAAUUUUUUUUGAAUUUCCCUAAUUAAAGUCUAUGGAAGUGUUAAUAUUAAACU